AUGGUACAAACUUAUGGUCUAGUCCAUUGCCGUGGGGGGGGAAGGGGGUGUGUCUCUAUCCUACUACUGAUCACGCCCGGUCACGCGCGCACAAAUACUAAUCUUCCCUUGAAUCUCCCCAUCUCCUCAUACGCCGUCAACCUGAUCACUUCCACACCUCGCAAGCCAUGCGAAUGGGAUGGCAACCUGGUUCUACCAUCGCAGCGUGCCCAGCAGAGGCUUCGAGCGGAUGCGGGUGUGCAGCUUGUUGGAUUGGAUUCGGACCGCAUAGACGCGAUUUGUGCACAACACGUUUGGCUGCAGGAAAGUCUUGGAUUGCGCUACCUUGCUGGCGGCAUUGGGUUUGAUGAAACCGAUUACGGAAUCUUGACCGUUCAACCUGGAAGCAAAGGACAGCUGAUGGGAACUGUUGACCUUGGCCCUGGACUGACUGAAAGCAUUCUGGGACUGUCGGAUGUUUCAAAGGUUGACCAAGCCCUCAACGCAUUCGCGUUGAGCACACAGCUGUGCAUGGCGCAAAUGAACGACGCACGAGACUUUGAAUACACGUGGGGCGACCCACAUUUGAUGGUUCAAUUUACCCACUGGCUGACGGAAUGUGAAAGCAAUCUCGUCGCCCUCCCAGCGCAGCUAACUGUGUAUGCAGUCGAAGCGGAGAAACGAGGUGUUCGAACUUGGUGGUAUAAGCGUGACGAUCAGUGUGUUGCCGAUGCGAAGACCGGGUUUGGCAAGCAGGUCGCAGAUGUUCUUGAAGCGACAGGAUAUGCAAAGGAAGCUGAGUUUUGCAAUGUUCUUCGAGAAUUCUUUGAAGCACUUGAUCUGUCUGGUAUUCCGCAGGAUGAUCGAGAAGCAAGGGUUGAUCGUAUGAUUGAUUGGCUGGCCGACAAGGCAAUGAUUCGCUUCUUGGAAAGUGUUCCUUGCAACAAAACAUAUGCCAAAACCUCUUCCGAUCCUGAGAAAUGCACCCCACUCUUCAAUGAUCGCUGGCGACAAUCCAAUGAUGUGGAGAAUCACUUUUCAGCAUUCAAACAAAUCCUCCGAAAAGGCAUGCAACUUUAUUCAUCUGCAUAUCGGCAUAAUAUUGUGCCACUUACACUCUGCAACAAAGCCUCCCCAACCGAUGCUUUCCUUGCGCUGAAGAAGCUUCUCAUCGUCCACAAGGUACACGUCACGAUUUUUGGUGGCAGAUGCAAAAUGACUGAUCCUUGGCACCGCUUCCAGCACGAGAUGAGCGUACCUGGCCAGCUUGGAUACUCCCGACCCAUCGCACGCGGCCACUCUUACGAACAAAAGAGCUACUGCAACGACAUCACCAACUUGAGCGAGUGGUCAACCGGCCAGACACGUACUCAAGCCCAUAAAGUCACAACACUUGCGGGAAAAAGGGCCCGUGCCGACACGACCGCAACACCCAAGUAUCGCAACCACUGUACACUUGGCAACACCAAGCUCUACACCGACAACGACCCCACGUAA
Molecule: messenger RNA, 1476 nt
Organism: Fimicolochytrium jonesii
Lineage: Eukaryota; Fungi; Chytridiomycota; Chytridiomycetes; Spizellomycetales; Powellomycetaceae
Exons: 6
Coding region: 1-1476 (491 amino acids)
Source: RefSeq, a predicted model, not a curated record